Messenger RNA from Staurois parvus, 447 nucleotides. The record is from the annotation of a GenBank genome assembly. Lineage: Eukaryota; Metazoa; Chordata; Amphibia; Anura; Ranidae.
CCAAAAGUAUCCCAAUCAUGUGAUUCAGGUGUUCCAACCCCCUCCAUAUCAUGUGAUUCAGGUGUUCCAAUCCCCUCCAUAUCAUGUGAUUCAGGUGUUCCAAUCCCCUCCAUAUCAGUGAUUCAGGUGUUCCAAUCCCCUCCAUAUCAUGUGAUUCAGGUGUUCCAAUCCCCUCCCAAUCAUGUGAUUCAGGUGUUUCCAAUCCCCUCCAUAUCAUGUGAUUCAGGUGUUCCAAUCCCCUCCAUAUCAUGUGAUUCAGGUGUUCCAAUCCCCUCCAUAUCAUGUGAUUCAGGUGUUCCAAUCCCCUCCCAAUCAUGUGAUUCAGGUGUUCCAAUCACCUCCAUAUCAUGUGAUUCAGGUGUUCCAAUCCCCUCCAUUUCAUGUGAUUUCAGGUGUUCCAAUCCCUCCCCAUCAUGUGAUUCAGGUGUUCCAAUCACCUCCAUAUCA